Oreochromis niloticus (Nile tilapia) is the source of this 10867-nucleotide messenger RNA. Its product is annotated as kelch repeat and BTB domain-containing protein 13. Bases 6144 to 7661 code for a protein of 505 amino acids. The transcript is spliced from 2 exons. The record is from RefSeq and is a predicted model, not a curated record. Lineage: Eukaryota; Metazoa; Chordata; Actinopteri; Cichliformes; Cichlidae. Gene Ontology annotation, molecular function: protein binding.
GAUGAGAGAAAGAUGAGGGAGUCAAAAACGAGAAAAGUACCAAAAAAAAGAGAAGUGUGGGAUUGUAAAUGUCUGUGCUUUUUUUGUUCAUUUAACGUCACCCCCAAACCUACUGUCAUUAUAAUUUCUAGACCAGUGGUAAUUAAGUGCCCUGAACACACGCGCAUACACAUGCACACACACACACAUCGACGUGUGUUAUUCCCACAGGCUGAGCAUGUGGUUAAUUCCAGCUGUCACUUCAGGAAUAACUAGGGAAUUCCUCGUGUAACCAAACCUCCUCUGACCUGGGAGGCUAGACCUUGUAACUACUAGCACGUUUGCCUUUAGGGAAGAGAGAAGGGUAUCGUACAUUUGUGUGUGUGGGAAUGUGUGUGUGGGUAUAUAUGUGUGUGUGUGUGUGGCUUUCUUGAAAUCAAUCAGCAGUCUGGCUUCACUUCUGUCUCCUGUGUGGUAAAGACUGUCUCCCCAACACUUAAUGCUUGACUAAAAUCAAAACCAAAACAGACACAUCUGUCUUCAGUUGUGUUUUUGUUUUUUUGUUUUUUAUAUUUAGCUUUUUUUUUCUUUUUUUUUAAUGAAGCUCAGGAUUUUGCUCGAUAGAUUAGACAGAUGUUGCUUGUGCAGCGUAAUGUCUCCUGAAUAUUUACACUGUUACAACUGAGCCUCACUCUCUCUGUAUCACUUUUCUUUGGGUAAAUAAAGCUUGAAUCAAAUCAGGACAAUCAUAGCACUCUACUGGUAGCUACUGGUAACGCUCUCCAGGAAGAAACUGGAGACACAAAAAAAAAUCACACACAAAAAAAGAUUUUAAAGGCUUAUUAAAUCUAAAUCCACAAACCAAUCAAUGACAUUGUGUGGUUAGACACAUUAGUAGACAUAAAGUAGUUAGAAGUUACAUAGUACACUAAUCUAGCAGAAGAUUCUAUUCUAUUCUACUCCAUUUUUAUGGCCUCCAGGUGCUUUAUACUAUCAAGUAAAGACCCUAGAAUAAUAAAGAGAAAACUCUCUGUGAGCAAGCACUCUGGCAAGAGUGGAAAGGAAAAACUCCCUUUUAACAGGAAGAAAUCUCCAGAAGAACCUGGGAGGCUCAGAGGGGCAGCAAUGUGCUGCCCCAUGUUGGGGGUGAGGUGAGGGAGACAGGAUGAUAGACACAGUGUGGAGCCAAAGUUAUAACAACUGGUUAAAUGUAGAGUGGUGCAGAAAGGCAGAAAGUUUGUCUUAUGGGCUGAACUUGCUUCUCUUUUGGCAGUGCAUUGGUAGACUAUAUACAGUCCAUCUACCUACACAGAGCAUCUGCUGUCACACGUGUCCAAAGUAUGUGGUUCAACCAAUCUGUGGUUUUGUGAAACCGAGCUUUGAAAAUAAGGAACAGCGUCCACUGCAGCGCAUGUCUAUGUUUUCAAUACUUUAUUUUUGAACUUUAAUGUUUUUCCAACUUCUGCACCCUCGACCCAUUCUGGCCCACUUGUCAACCAUUCAGCAUUCAACCUCCGCACGGUCGAACGAUGUGUCGUUUGGUUUUUUGGAGGAGAACAUGGGAACACAUUUGCAUUGCUUUUGCAUUUGUGUUCAAAACUUCUCCCCAGGCUAUGUAGGCAAACAGCUAUGUAACCAGACAUAACCAUGGUAGUAUAAAACAAGCAUUACUAAUCAGCAUCUUUUAGGAGAUGCUUUGAAACAGUGUGUUGUACCUCUUUUUAAAACUCAGUCUUGUGGAAAAAGCUGUCAACAUUCAAGAAUGCAGGUAAUUUGAAGACCAUAUUAAUUAAUCAGGUGUUUAUUUUUCACACUUGAACAACCUUAAAUCUUUGGACUCAUGCAUGUGUGGGGGAAUGACCUUCCAUGAAGGAAGAAUUUCAUCACUGGAAAACAGCCUCAAUACCCUGAACUUGCGACAUAAUCCUAUGAAGUAUCUAUGGUGGCAAUCAGAAGAUGGCAGAUAUGCAAGUUUGGUCUUGGUGCAAUCUGGAAAUAAAAUGACUUGCCCGCUUAAAAACUUCAGUAGCUGCCAGUGAAGAUGCAAUCUAUGUAUUCUUUUUCUUAUCUCAGAUAAACUGAGAGAUACUGGAGUCAGACUUCCACAUAAGGGUUAUUUUUCUGAGGCAGUGAAGUUAAAGGAAGUUAAAUAAAUGACAUAUAUCCCACGCAUUGCAAUUAGGAUUAUUCACCUGAAUAUUAUCCAGCCCACAUGGUACAUUCUUAGUACGGUUUGAGCUGAAUCAUAAAAAGUGUUUUCUUAAUGCCAAAUGUUUCCCCUCCCCACCACUGUUUGAAUUCUUUCACUUUCACUUCUACUUAUUGAAAUUAGUAUACUUUAAAGUAUUCUGCUUAUUCUGAUUAUAUUUACUUAUUGUACAGCUUUAACAUUAUCUGAAAGUUUGCAGUCUUUCAGCUGCUCUGUAUAGUAUACAGAAAAACUCAAUAUACCAUAAGAUGAGAGUUUGAAUGGUACUUUUAGUUGCCCCAAAUCAGCAACGCUUAAAAUAUAUAGAAACAAAUUAGAGAGAAAGCAGUGAUAAAUUGUGUUUAGCGGUCACAAACCUGUGGUGGGUCUUCAGAUACCAGAGUGAUUUACUGGUUCAGCUUAGAAACAGAACAACAAAAAUUAAAAACACAGCCAUAUUUGUCUGUUUGUGUAAAAAUCACAAAAUCAUUAUUUCUGAUGUGGGCUGUCAGUGACAGGCGCAGCAACUCCCAGUAAACAGGGAAUUCCAUGUUAGUGAGCUUUUCCCACCAUAUCACUUCAGUGAGCUAAGACAUUUUCAGUAAUCCAUAGCAGAUGUUAUAAUAACUGGCGUCAUGUCACGGUCCACGAGCAGUCACAGUGAUGAAGACUCACUUGUGUGAUUAGCCUGCAUGCCUGAACAUGGAGGAAAGCAGCCGCUAAGCAAAGUGUUGGCAGAAAUGUUAUCAUGGAAGUUUAGGGAGGGUAACAUCCCUUAUACAUCAUGGAGCUAUUUAAGAUGUGUCAUUAUACAAGCAUCAGCAAAUGCGACUGUCAGUAUGUCAUAAGACUUGCUAUCGAAAAUGACCAAAAUAUAUAGUCUAUUUGAACACACAGGUAACUGAUGCCGAUAAUAACUGAUGCUGUUACAGGUAUAUUGGCUCACUUGUGCCCACAUAUUCUUCUGAACUUUCUUUAAUUCGUAAGUGAAACUGUCAGUGUGUGUGUGUGUGUGUGUGUGUGUGUGUGUGUGUGUGUGUGUGUGUGUGUUUGUUUCCAGUUAGGUGAUAAGCAGAAAAAACCUACCAUGUUUUUUUGAUAGCAGGAAGUACUGAAGCAAAUCAGCAACGGCAGAAGUUGUACUCUUGGUUUAAACACUCUACUAUGAGGCAACAGUGAUAACCACUGAGAUAAGGUAUUGGCAUUACUAGGGUGUCUGUUGACCAUUGUUAUUUUUAAUAACAGGAGUUACAUCAAUGGCAUGUUUGGCGUUAAAAAGGCCCUCCUUCUUACUUGUUUAUUUUUGGUCUACACAUUUUUGUGUAAAAUUAUUAUAACUUUAUAAAUUAGGUUGUAGAAAAUGAUGGAGGUAAAACUAAAAUUAAGUCAUGUAAACCACCAUUUAUCCUAAUUGCCAACAGGGGGCUUCAAAAAUUAGUUAACUGUAAAGAAAUCAAUAAAAAUAUUUUUGAUUUUACUUGAUUCAUGAUCUAGGUAAAUUCUCUCCUUAUGAACUUAUCAUCUCAUUUGCUAUUUUCAAGUUAGAUUUAAUGCAACAUUAUGUUCAUUUUGUACAUUAAUGUUACAUUUACCCCCAGCCAAUUACCCAAGUGGCAGAGAGUGUCUGAUUUGGUGGUCUCAGGAUCAUGUCUCUGCUUUUUUUUUUUACAGAUGAUCAAGUGGUGACCUCAAGAAAAACUUGCUGCUGAGUAUGAAACUAUAGGAAUGAGAAUUAGCACCUCCAAAUCUGAGGCCAUGGUCAGAAAAAGGAUGGCGCACAAACUGAUUUUAAGUUUUGGCAGCGAUGUGAACGCUGUACCAUUUUUUUGUGAUUAAGAGAGUGCUAAGGGAAGCAUUGAUCUUCCGACCUUCACCUAUGGCUGUGAGCUCUGGGUAGUGCCUGAAAGAACUGAAUCAUGGAUACUAGCAUCAGAUAUGAGCUUCCUCCGAAGGGUGGCUGUAUUCUCCCUUAGAGAUACAGUGGGGAACUUUGUAAAUUGAGAGGGAUUCAGAGCCUGGCCACUACUCCUCCACAUCAAAAGGAACCAGAUGAAGAGGCUUGGACAUAUGACUACGAUGCCCCCCAGGUACCUUGUAGGUGAGGUCAUCUGAGCAUGUCCUGCUGGGAGGAGGCCCUGUAGCAGAUCCAAGAUACACUGGAGAGAUUACAUCUCUUGGCUGGUGUGGGGAGGGGAAGGUCUUGGCACAGAGUGUGUGCCCUGAGACUUGAACCCAGAUAAGAAAAUUGAUGGUGGAUGGAUGUUAUGUUUAGAGUCAACAGACAAUAAUCGAUGUGCUUUCAGUGUCCUCAACACUUAGACCCACCCCUCGCUUGUGAUGCCCUGAUUUAAAGUAUUCAAGAUGACCACGGCCAAAAUGACAAACUCAAUCCAAUGGGUGACAACAUUGUGGCUAUGUCCGUUUUUACAUAGAGCUCAUGGUUUCAUAACCUCACAUUACCCCAUAUAUACUGCAAAUAACAAGUCAAGAGAGUUAGAGACAAGCCUGGUCUAAGCCUUAAUAAUAGUUAUAUACAAAAGCAGUUAACAGGAAUUUCCUGAGAAAGUUAUUAUUCUGUCUCUCACUUUUCUCUCACUCUUUCACUGCAAGAGUGUAAACUUCUCCAGAGUUUAAAAAAAGUAGUCAAGAGUUAAGCAUCUGCUAUUAAUUAAAACAAAAAGUCAGGCAUUCCAGAGGAACCGCAGUAAGCCACCCCAGACUGCCCACCCACUCUUAUCUCUAUCUUUUUUCUUUUUCUUUUUACAUUUCCUCAACUCCAAAAAUACUAAAUUGGCUUGUUGUCUGAGCCAAGCCUGAAGAGAAGCAUAGUAGGCCAUUCCAGGGACAUGCCAGGUGUGUGUAUCCAUUCUCCCAGAAGACUUUGCUAUUCUUCUGUCUCUUUAAUAGUCACUUUAGCCCCUUCCUUUCACUUCUUUCACACACAAACACACUUCUUCACCACAGAAACAUCGACUAGAAGGGAAGAAAUGAGGAGUCUGAGGAUAAAUAACAAAGCAAGGAGAGAGGGUGGCGGAGUGUGGUGGAGGGGCUUUGAGUAAAGAGUGGGAAAAGAGAGCCCAAAAAACGAACAGUCAGAGGAACAUGGAAAAUCCCUGGUUCCCAUGCCAAGAAUUCCGUGCAGUGAAAACACACACACACACACACACACACACACACACACACACACACACACACACACACAGUGUAUCUGAAAGCCUGCUGGGAGCUCAAUGUAAAAGGUGGUGAUAAAAAUGAUCAGUUUGGUUUUCAGAGAACAGAGUUCAGGAAAAAUCCCCCCUUUGCCUCUGUUACUUGUUACAUAGUAACUUUUUUCAUUUAGAAAUUAUGACAUUAAAAAUUUCAUGAGUGAAAAAAGAAAGAAAAGAGACUAUAAGUUAUCUACAUGGCAGAAGGUAAAAUGCAAGAACAAAGAUUUCACAUGACACAAACUAUUUGUUUUCCUGUUAUUUUGCCUUCUUGGGAAAACUUUGACCUUUUCUAAAACCUUUAUAUUUUUGAUACCAGCCCCUUUUUUUGCAAACUUAAACCUUUUCAAGUUACCUACUUAAAAUGUAUAACUGCAAAUGGAUCUUCAUGUGUAACAUUUAAAUAGCCAUUUUAAACCAAGCUGGAUUUAAAGGGAUAACGUAAUCAUGAAUAAUUCAGUAAAUACUUACUUUUUGCUAGCCAGUCUUAUUGCGGUUAUGAUAAUGACCAGUUGCCGGCAGCCACAUUACCGCUACAGUGCAUGUCAACAGUUUUCCUUUCCCUGCCUGACGCUUGCAAGUGGCACAGCUGCUAUCUAUAGUCCAUCUCUAUUUUAAGACCAUGCAGACAGGACGCAAUGGAGCUCACACAAAUCUUUAUUUACCAUGCAGCUCGAGGGAAAAAAUGGCUAUUCCACACUCGAGUCACACACAAAAUAAUUACUUGAGAGGCCGUUUUAGGAAGAACAGAAAUCCUGGUUUAAGAGACCAUGGAAAUGCCCGAAGGCCUGGGAAUCAACCGGGAUACUCAUGCCGAGAAUGCGACCCUUGAUCUGGAGAACAGAGAGUGCCAUGCAGGCUGGCUGAGAGUGAGGGUGGAGGACAGUUGGUUCACUGUGGAGCGGGCUUUUCUCCUUAAGUACAGCGACUAUUUCUGUGCUCUUUUUCACUCUGGGAUGAAAGAAAGUCAGCAAGAUGAGCUCUACCUGAAAGGAGGAGUGCACGCAAGAGGUUUCCUCAUUGCCCUUGCAAUCUGCAGGGGAGAGAAUCCCACCAUCAGUGAACCAGAUGAGCUUGUCGAAGCGGUCGAGUGUGCUGCUUUUCUACAGGUUGACCAUUUGGUCCAGCAUCUUUGUGACAUUAUAGACUCAGACAACUGCCUUCUGCUUUACCAUACAGCCUCCGUAUUUGGGGUGCACGCACUGUUUCACAACGCUGCACUCUUUCUUUGUGACGCCUUUGAUGAUCUCAAGGAUGAAGCAGAAAGUUCAAUCCCUGAGGAGCUGCUGCAAUACUCUCAAACUUUGUCCCCUUCUUCUUUUAUUGCUAUGGGGACCCAUUCUCCUUCACUGGAGCUGCUGCAAGACUCCUUCAGGGUUGUUUGCUACCUCGACGAAAAAGAGGGCCAGUGGAAGCAUCUGACAGACCUACCAACUGCUUGCAGCACCUCCAUGGCUGGCGUAGCAGUGGUUGACAAUCGCUUAUAUAUCGUUGGGGGGGUUUUUGGUUACAGUAAGGACACAGUGGACAGUAGCUUCUGCUACAACCCCGAUUCAGGACUUUGGACUACUCUCCCGGGUCCCCAGCAACCCAGAUAUAAUUUUACCCUUCUUGGGCAUGAAGGUCAGCUCUACGCCAUUGGUGGAGAGUCCCAAAAGAAGAUAAUUUCCACAGCAGAGACGUAUGAUGUUGUAAAAGGAGAGUGGACAUUUAUACAGCAUGCACCACGACCCGUAGCAUCUGCAGCUUGUGCUGUCGCUAGACGACGGAUAUUUAUUUGCUUCUGGAAGCCACCAGACACCACAGACAUCUAUGAAUACGUACCUGUGAAUGAUGAGUGGAAGCUUGCUACCACACUGAUCAGACCUCAGAGCUAUGGCCACUGUAUGGUAGCUCACAAGGACAAUUUGUAUGUGAUGCGCAAUGGGCCUUGUGACGACUUUCUUCGCUGUCUAAUGGACUGUUAUAAUAUCACAACAGGCCAGUGGACAGCUAUGCAUGGGCAUUACAUCAACAGCAAGGGAGCUCUGUUUACCGCAAUGAUCAGGGGGGAUUCUGCGUUCACAGUGAAACACAUGUUAACUCUUGUGUAUACCAUCACUGAAAAUGGAUGGAAGCCCCGUAAGCAGAUGAACGGAUUUCCAAAGAGUGGUUCACUGUGGACAUGUUUACUCAGGCUUCCCAAGACGGGGCCAGUUAUACCACAGCUGGAUGCAGAAGGCAAGGAAGGAGAAAUGCCUCUGUCAGACCUGUCUGAGGCAUAUCUGGAAGCUAUACAGCACUUGUGAAAUUAUUGUGCAACUGAAAAAGGAGCUGAUCAUAACCAGACUAAGGAACUAAAGGAUGAACUUGACUUCACUUGCACUCAACUCUUCAGGCAAAAAGUGGAGAUGAUGAAACCUUCUGACAUACAUCAAUGUUAGAGUCAGCGAGGAAAGGACUACAGCUGGAGUCAUGUCACUCUCAACAUGGUGGAGUAAUUACAAACUGGUGAGGACAUAACAUUGCCACAUAACCAGUCUGAACGAAAGCCUUUUCUUGAACAAUAAACACAGAGGUUGUGGCUACGAAGGCUCCAGUUGGUUACUGUAACCUGUUAUGGGAAUUUGUUCCGGAGCUGCAGCACAGUUUUUCACUGGAAUUAAAUAUUUUAGCUGACUUAGAUUACCCUGAGAGGAAAUCAAACAAAACUCAGACCUUGGGUGAUACUGCGGAGAAGGGGUUCUCCUUUGAAAUAGAUAUCAUGAGGUGAAACCAAACAGCAGCAGCAUAAAAUGAUGUUUUGCCUGUACAGUGAAAACAGAUUUUCGGGGAACAAAGUUGAAAUGCUAUUUAUAAAUUGCUGCUCAGAGGAAGUGAGCAUCCCCAGAGGAUAAAUGCAGCUUCGGAAAAAUGAUACAGCUUGGAGCCAGAAGAGGAAGUACGGAGAGACGAGUCCAAGACCUGAACAUGGAAAAGCUUGACUGCUGGUGUGUGUUAGUGAACAGUGUGAGAGCUCUCUGAGAAAAACAGGGCGAAAGAGAGUUGACUUUUAAAAUCCAGACGUGAGAGGGUGACAGCAAAUGACAAAAACUGCAAAGAAUCGGGUCAUCUCAACAAACAAACAAACAAACAAAAAGUCAUUAUCAUCUUUGCGUUAAACUAUUUUUGAGGUAGCGGUAGCAUGUCAUUAAUUAGUUGCUUCAAAGAUUAAGUAGCUGGCAUAGAGCACCAUAAAUCACAUCAGCCCACCAGCAGUUGCAAGAAAAAUAAACUCAUCUGAAGCUGUUUGAAAAGUUAACAAGCUGUACAAGACUCCAGUUUUUUUAGCUUGCUUAUAAACUGAAAAUUAAAAAAAAUGCAUGAAGCAAAUAAUUUCGUAACAGAAGCAGGAAUGUAGUAAAAAAAAGUGCAAUCCUGCAGGCACAAUGUGGCUUUAGCUACCAAAAUUGUGAUAAAGCGAUAUUCUUGCAAAGCUUGCAGGGAUAUAAUUAUGAAAGGUUAGUAAGAGCUUAAAAUAACAAAAUAAAACCAGAGUAGGUGGUUUAAUAACUUCUCCUAGGCCAGUUUCACUUUAGUGUGGGAAAUGCAGGGAAUGACCACAUGUUACAUAAGAUGCUUUGUUGGAUGGCAGAUUAACUGCCAGCUGGUCUAUGCAGCUUUUGAAUGAAUUUAAACAUUUGUGGUUAACCAUCAACCAGUGUUACAGCUUUAGAUGCAAACAUCAAGAGAACGGCUUAAAGGUUUGUGACAAAUUAUUCUACUGAAAUUAACUUCUUUUUAAAAAAAUGAAAAACCUAAUAAUGCACCAAAAAACAAAACAAAACACUGCGACAUUGUUGUAAGUGGAUGUAUGCAUACUAAUAGGCUAACUAGAAGCACUUCCACAGCAACUUUAAAGUGAACCUUUCAUACUUUUUAUUAAUUUCCUUUCACACACUUAUGGUACAAAGAAUGUACACCCUCUAUCAAGUUUUCACAUAAAAUCUAGACCCUAACAUCAGGUCUUAAAAUUAGCUAAAUAUAAUCUCAGAUGAAUAAUAAAACAUGACACAUCACAGUGUGUCAUUAUUUAUUUAUUAUAAGAAAAACUAAACCAAAUUGCUGAAGCAGUGAAAAAACUAAGCACAUCCCAUAAUUUAAUAUGUUGUAGAACCACCAAUAAUGACAUGCUUAUCAGUCUUUCACAUCAUUAAAGAGGAAUUUUGAACUACUCUUCUUUAAAACACUGGUUCACUUCAUUGAGGUUUCCAGGCAUUCAUUUAUGCACAGCUCUCUUACUUUGACUGCAUCAUUGCAACACUUUGAUUCUUUUCUUUUUCAGUCAUUCUGUUGUAGAUUUACUCUUGUCCUUGGAAUAAUUUUUCUAUUGCAUGAUCCAAUUUCAGGCAAGCUGGUCAUACAGAUGGCCUCGCAUUGGACUCUAGAAUACUUUGGUGUACAGAGCUCAUGGUUGACCCAGUGACGCAAGGUUCACGGGUCCUAUGGCUGGAAAACCAACCUGAAUCAUUAACGUCCACCACCGUGCUUGACACUUGGUAAUGAUGACCUUGACACUAGGCGUUUGUGCUGAUAUGCUUUGAUUUUUCCACCCGUGGCGCUGUGCACAAUAGCCAAACAUAUUCACUUUGGUCUUGUCUGUCUAAAGGACAUUGUUUCAGAAGUCUUGUGGUUUGUUCAGAUGCAACUUUGCAAACCAAAGCCAUGCUGUCAUGAUCUUUUUAGAGAGAAGAGGCUGUCUCUUGGCAACUCUUCCAAAAAAGCCAUACUUGUACAGUCUUUUUCUAAUUGUACUGUCACAAACUUUAACAUUAACCAUGCUAACUGAGGUCUGUAAAGUUUCUUGAGUUUUUUGUAGAAUUUUAUUACCUUGGGGUCCGACCACUAAAAUGCCAAAACUUGAUAAAAGUGCUCACACUUGCAGAUAAUCAGUUAAUUAAAGUGCGUUUGUUAACAACACCUUGCUGCUACUUAAUUCCUAUCAAAGCAGUUAGGCUGUGCUUAGCUGUUUUAAUGUAUUUUGGCUUAGUUUUUGUUAAAGAUAAUGACACAGUGUAAUAUAUAUGAUGAUUUAAGUUCAUCUAGAGUUUGACCUAAUUUUAGAACUUUAUUUUUACCAACACUGCACAUCUACAGUUGCUCAUGGUAGUGUUAAACAUGACUAAAUGUAACCACUGUUAGUCUUGUUUAGGUCAUUUCUCACUUGUUAACAGUAACAUGUUUGCAGUAAUUCUACUCUGCAGUUUGCUGUGACUCAGCUAAUUCUGUGGUUAUUUAGACUUCACAGUGUAUCUAACCUCUCAAUUACAUACUGGGCAGAAUAAUUUUCUCUUCCUCUCAUGAAAUUUUCCUAAGGAAGUUAUUAUAUUGUAGUUCAGUAACUGUAGGUCUAUGACUUGUUUGUACGCUUUCACUUCUUUAUUUGUUAUUUUUUUAAUCAAACAUAUCAAACUGAUUUAAAAUUUCCCCAUAAAAUAUCCAUGAAAAUCAGUUUCUGAAUAAAUAUGAAGUGAGA